This is a messenger RNA of Strongylus vulgaris, 569 nucleotides long. NCBI's taxonomy places the organism in Eukaryota, Metazoa, Nematoda, Chromadorea, Rhabditida, Strongylidae. The record is from the annotation of a GenBank genome assembly.
AUGAUUAUCGAAGAGGAGCCACUGGUGAUUUGCUUAGCUAUGACGGGUGUACUGAGCUUAGCCACGUAUUUCGUCACCAAUCUUAUCCAGUUCACAGCAAUUCGCUUUGUACUGGGACUCUUCACGGGGGGUCACUCAACGGUUGUUGUCGUUUACCUGCUCGAGAACAUUCCUAAGAAAUCAAGAAUGUGGAUUAACACUGCAAUUUCCUACUCCCCAAAUGUGAUAAUUCUUGGAGUAGUCGCUUACUUCUCUCAGCAUUGGAGAAUACUGGCACUGGUGAUAGCAGCUUUGCAUAUUCCAGCUGUUGCAUUGAUACUGUACCUUCAUGAGAGUCCAAGAUGGCUCGUACAGAGAGGGCGAAUGCAUGAAGCCAGACGAGUGAUUCUUGACAUUGCAAGUAUUGACGCCGAUAAAGCCAACAUUGAUGAGAAGAAUCUCGACAAGAUUCUACAAUUGGAACAUGAUCGAUUUGAAAUUAUGGGGAAGAAGAGACACACCUACUGGCAUGUCUUCAGAAAGGCGCACCUCGCAUUGCCUUUGUGCAUCAUUGCAUUCAGCUUGUAAGU